Papilio polytes (common Mormon) is the source of this 1223-nucleotide messenger RNA. Its product is annotated as 4-hydroxyphenylpyruvate dioxygenase-like. Bases 93 to 1223 code for a protein of 376 amino acids. Gene Ontology annotation, biological process: L-tyrosine catabolic process. NCBI's taxonomy places the organism in Eukaryota, Metazoa, Arthropoda, Insecta, Lepidoptera, Papilionidae. The record is from RefSeq and is a predicted model, not a curated record. Gene Ontology annotation, molecular function: 4-hydroxyphenylpyruvate dioxygenase activity. The transcript is spliced from 4 exons.
CAAGCCAGAUGAAUCGGCGGUUGCAGUCCUUUGACAAACGUUGAUGUGUUGUGGAAAAUAUUUAGAAAAAGUUGUGAAGAUAACUUUGCGAAAUGACAAAGGGACAAGAAGCUAAGAAUGCCAAUGUUUUGGAUUUCGAUCAUUUAACAUUUUGGGUCGCUAACGCUAAAACGACAUCAAGUUAUUUUGUGAGUCGUUUCGGCUUCAAACCUCUUGCUAAAAGAGACGCAACUGAGACAAACUCCGUACAAGCGUAUGCUGUUAAACUAAAUAAGAUAAUAAUAAUAUUCGAAUCUCCAACCGCAUCUGAUGGCGAGAUUUCAAAAGAUUUAACAGCUCACGGUGAUUUCGUCAAAGACGUCGCGUUUACUAUCAACGACCUUGAUAAAUUGGUCAAAAAAGCGACCUUAGAGGGCGCUGAGAUUGUCAAGAACAUUACAGAAGAGACAGACAAAGAUGGAACUCUUAGAUACGCAGUUUUAAAAACUUAUGGCGAUAACACUCACACUUUAAUAGACCGGACAAAGUACAACGGUAUACUGCUUCCAGGAUUUGAGCCAACAGAAGAUGAUCCUCUCGACAAACUGCUUCCAGACACAUAUCUACAGUUCAUAGAUCACGUAGAAGGUAAUAUGAGUGAUGGUACUAUUGAAAUCACAACAUCAUGGUACGAGAAAAAUUUAAACAUGCAUAGAUUCUGGUGUGUCGAUUACAAACACGAUUUAGUACCAUAUUCUUGCAUUAAAUCCACGUCCGUUAUCAACCAAGAUGAAACAGUUUUGUUAUCAUUCAAUGAAGCAGCAAAAGGACUACUUCCGAGUAGUAAAGCUACGGAAUUCGUCAAGGCUUUAGGAGCUCCUGGUGUUGAACAUAUUGCGUUAUACACAGACGAUAUUGUAGGAACGAUGCGGAGUUUAAAGGCUCGUGGGGCUGAAAUACUAUCCGCACCUCCAACAUAUUACGAUUUAAUUAAAGAAAAACUGAAAGACAGUACGGUGAAUGUGACAGAAAGUGUAGAAAUGCUUAAAGAGAAUAACAUUUUUAUUGAUUUCGAUGACCGUGGGUAUAUGCUUCAAGCGUUUACCAAACAUUUACAAGCUCGACCGACGCUGUUCCUUGAAAUUAUACAAAGAAGAAAUCAUAGAGGCUUCGGUGCUAUGAAUUAUAGAUGGGUUUUUGAAGCUAUCGAACGUUUAGCACCUUCCACAGAUAAAGAAGAAUGA